Molecule: messenger RNA, 1390 nt
Organism: Arachis ipaensis
Lineage: Eukaryota; Viridiplantae; Streptophyta; Magnoliopsida; Fabales; Fabaceae
Product: chalcone synthase
Biological process (GO): polyketide biosynthetic process
Molecular function (GO): acyltransferase activity, transferring groups other than amino-acyl groups
Source: RefSeq, a predicted model, not a curated record
GCUACCAAGUUUCUAUAACAACUCACUUACUCAUCACUAAGUUUUAGAGAAGGCAAAGGAAACAUGGUGAGUGUAAGUGAGAUCCGUAAGGCUCAAAGGGCUGAAGGACCUGCCACUAUUAUGGCCAUUGGCACUGCUACCCCUGCAAAUUGUGUUGAUCAGAGUACUUACCCUGAUUACUACUUUAGAGUCACAAAUAGUGACCAUAUGACUGAACUCAAAGAAAAAUUUCAACGCAUGUGUGACAAGUCAAUGAUCAAGAAAAGGUACAUGUAUUUGACUGAGGAGAUACUAAAAGAAAAUCCAAACAUGUGUGCAUACAUGGCACCAUCAAUUGAUGCAAGGCAAGACAUGGUGGUGGUAGAGGUACGUGGGGGCAACCAAAAUCGAAGAUCACACACUUGAUAUUUUGCACCACCAGUGGUGUUGACAUGCCCGGUGCCGAUUACCAACUCACCAAACUCUUGGGCCUUCGCCCUUAUGUCAAGCGUUACAUGAUGUACCAACAAGGCUGCUUUGCAGGUGGUACGGUGCUUCGUUUGGCAAAAGAUUUGGCUGAGAACAACAAAGGUGCACGUGUGUUAGUUGUUUGUUCUGAAAUAACCGCCGUAACAUUCCGUGGUCCAAGUGACACACACCUGGACAGCCUUGUUGGUCAAGCACUCUUCGGAGACGGCGCAGCCGCCCUCAUCGUUGGUUCGGAUCCACUCCCGGAAAUCGAGAAGCCUAUAUUUGAGCUCAUUUGGACGGCUCAAACCAUUGCCCCCGACAGCGAAGGCGCCAUCGACGGCCACCUUCGCGAAGUGGGUCUAACUUUUCACCUUCUUAAGGACGUGCCUGGAAUUGUGUCAAAGAACAUUGACAAGGCAUUGGCUGAGGCCUUCAACCCUUUGGAAAUCCAUGAUUAUAACUCGAUAUUUUGGAUUGCACAUCCGGGUGGACCGGCAAUUUUGGACCAGGUUGAAGCUAAGGUGCAAUUGAAACCUGAGAAGAUGAGAGCCACUAGACAUGUUCUUAGUGAAUAUGGUAACAUGUCAAGUGCAUGUGUUUUGUUCAUCUUGGAUGAGAUGAGAAAGAAUUCAGCUCAAGAAGGAUUUAAAACCACUGGUGAAGGACUCGAAUGGGGUGUUUUGUUUGGAUUUGGUCCUGGUCUCACUAUUGAAACGGUUGUUCUUCGCAGCGUGCCUAUUUAAUUUCAUCAGAUUAUGAUGAAUAUGGUAUUAUCUAUCAUAUUUUGCUUUAUUAUUAUUAAUGUGUUUUUGGUUCAUUAAUUUUGUUUGUUUAUGUUCCAAAUCAAGUUGUAAUAUGGCUAAUUAAUGGCCUUGUAAUAAUCUCUUAGUUGAUGGCAUUGCUUAAUAUAUUAUCUAUCAUUUUAUGUUUUUUGGGUUUA